This is a messenger RNA of Aricia agestis (brown argus), 940 nucleotides long. RefSeq lists its product as uncharacterized. The record is from RefSeq and is a predicted model, not a curated record. Bases 35 to 940 code for a protein of 301 amino acids. The transcript is spliced from 2 exons. NCBI's taxonomy places the organism in Eukaryota, Metazoa, Arthropoda, Insecta, Lepidoptera, Lycaenidae.
UAAAAUUAAUAAAAUAAUGUUUUGUCUUUGCUAAAUGGAGGACAAAUUAUUAGAAUUAUACAUUAAAUUAGAUGAAAUUAAGGAAUAUAUUUGCAAAUUGGGACCAAAAAGACGUACGGGACCCACUUAUGAAUUAAAAAUAAAUGAAGCCAAUUCGCUUAAUAAUAAGUUUGAGGAAUGUGUGCAACUUUUGCCUUCGUCUGUAUCUAAAGAAAUUUUAGGUAUUUGUAUAAAUAUAAGAAAAGUUUAUUCUAAGAUUUUAAGUUAUAAGAUUCUCGAAAAAAUGUCGGAAAAUUUUUGCUUGAAAACGGCGGUAAGCCUAUUACCGAAGAUGAAUGGUGACGAGUCCGUCACUCGAGAGCUUAUUGAUGCUAUAGAAUUAUAUAGUUCUAUGAUUUCUAAUGAUGGUAAGCAGUUACUCAUUAAUUUCAUCUUAAAAACGCGUAUUUCAGAUAGUGCCAAAAUGAGACUUAGGACGGAAUAUGCCGAUAUAAAUUCUUUGCUAAAAGAUAUGCGUUCUAGUUUACUGACAAUCAAGUCAGACACAUCUCUGCAAGCCCAAUUACAAAGUGCCAGGCAAGGGAACAAAUCGAUCAAAGAGUUUGGUAACGAAAUUGAGCGACUUUUUGUUGACCUUACUAUUUCUCAAGCUAACAAUGACCCUGAUGCGUACAAAAUACUGCGGCCCGUGAACGAGAAAAAUGCAAUAAAACGUUUUUCGGACGGGUUGCAAAGCCAACGGUUAGGAACAAUUAUUGCGGCCCGAAAUUUUUCUCAGUUAAAGGAUGCCAUUCGCGCAGCUGAAGACGAGACUAGUUCUCGCCCAGAACAGAUCGCAUCCUACUCGAAAUCUAGGAAUUAUAAUUCAUUUAGAGGUCGAAAUAAUUAUAAUCGUUUUCAAUAUUAUCUUCCUAGACCUAUGCAUAAUAACAUGCUAUAG